AUGGGGAGCGCUGCACCUCCACCCACGUCUCCCCGGGCUCACGCCGCCGACAGAACGGCCACGUUUGUUUCUAUUACGCUUGGUGUCUUUGUACUCAUCAUGGUGGCUGCUUUCACCAUCAAGUCUUUCCAAGCGAAGACGACACCUCCAGAGGACGCUCGACGUCCGCGUUCUUUCGGGGAGAAAGGCCUCCCAGCUUCCAUCCUACAAACUUUUCGGCUGAUAACGUAUGAUGCGAGGUCCGACACAACCGAAACCGAUGUUGAAAAGGGAUCGACGGACAUGAAAGCACCUGAAAGCAUUCUUGUCGAGGAGCAGGAGCUGAAAGUACCACGAAAGGCCCAUUGCCGAGAAGAUGGUACUGCUAUCAACGCUCUUGCUCGCACAAAUGAUACAGAGCUGCCGUCUAAAGUCGAUCACUCCGAAUGUCCAAUUUGCAUGCACUCUUUCAGCAUGAAUGACAAAAUCCGCGUACUGCCCUGCAAGCACGAUUUCCACCAAGCGUGUAUUGAUCCAUGGCUUGUGGGUUUCAGUGGGACUUGUCCUGUUUGGUAA
This is a messenger RNA of Exophiala viscosa, 555 nucleotides long. RefSeq lists its product as uncharacterized. The record is from RefSeq and is a predicted model, not a curated record. Gene Ontology annotation, biological process: ubiquitin-dependent protein catabolic process. The transcript has a single exon. The coding region runs from base 1 to 555 and encodes 184 amino acids. Gene Ontology annotation, molecular function: ubiquitin protein ligase activity. NCBI's taxonomy places the organism in Eukaryota, Fungi, Ascomycota, Eurotiomycetes, Chaetothyriales, Herpotrichiellaceae.